Molecule: messenger RNA, 2650 nt
Organism: Ananas comosus (pineapple)
Lineage: Eukaryota; Viridiplantae; Streptophyta; Magnoliopsida; Poales; Bromeliaceae
Product: NAC domain-containing protein 14-like
Exons: 7
Coding region: 211-2193 (660 amino acids)
Biological process (GO): regulation of DNA-templated transcription
Molecular function (GO): DNA binding
Source: RefSeq, a predicted model, not a curated record
UCUCUCUCUCUCUCUCUUUCGUCGCUCUCUCUCUCUCUCACUCGCGUCUUCGUCUCCCCCAAUUCCCAAACCCUAAAAAAACCCUAAAAGGCGAACCCAAAUCGCUAGGGUUUCAUCGUCACCGAUCGAUCCGAGCUCUCGGAUAGCGAUCCUUUGUGGUAGAUCUCCCCAUUCCUUCGAUUUGGAGAGUGGCUUCUUCCCCGGGCGACAAUGACGGUCCCGCUGCAAUCGCUCCCUCUAGGGUUCCGCUUCCACCCCACGGACGAGGAGCUCGUGAACCACUACCUCAAGCGCAAGAUCAAUGGCCGGAUCAAGUCCGAGGCCGAGGUCAUCCCCGAGAUCGACGUGUGCAAGUGCGAGCCAUGGGAUCUACCAGGUAAAUCGUUGAUUAGAUCGGAUGAUCCGGAGUGGUUCUUCUUCGCCCCCAAGGAUCGGAAGUAUGCGAACGGGCACAGGUCGAAUCGGGCGACGGAGAAGGGGUAUUGGAAGGCGACGGGGAAGGAUCGGAUCAUCCGAGCGAAGAACGCGGCCACCGGCUCCAAGAAGCACAAGCCGGCGGUGAUCGGGAUGAAGAAGACGCUCGUUUUCCACAGGGGGAGGGCGCCCAGGGGAGUCCGCACCGGCUGGAUUAUGCACGAGUACCGCACCACAGAGCCCGAGUUCGACUCCGGAGAGCAGGGUGGGUAUGUUCUCUAUCGCCUCUUUAAGAAGGAAGAAGAUAAAACUCCGAGCUCCAACGUGGAGGAUGUGGAGACAACUGGCCUUUCCCCAAGUCCUUGCAAGUCCUCACCUGUUGAUGCUCAGCACGAGGCAGAGGCCACGGAAGAGAUAUCAAUCCCAUUAAACCAGGAAUCUACUCCACUGAUUUUGCAGGAGGACCUACGAAGCUUGGAGCAACCUGCAGAGAUCAAGAGAUGUCUAGUUGAUAAACCUGAGUCUUCAACGGCUUAUCAUAUUAAACCAGAUGAGAACUUUCGCAAUUUGACCCCUGAUGCUAAUACUGGUGAAGCUGGAGAAAUGGCUGAUCCCCCACAGGACCUUUUUGCUGGGUUAGAUGACGACCUGCGCUAUGAGCAAAUCGAUCCUAAUGAGUUUCCCAGAAUCAGUUCCCCAAUGCUUCCAUAUACAGACCAUCCUUUCUUUGGUAAUAUCAACCAAGGAUCACCUUCGGGAUAUUUUGAUCUGGAUAAUAAUCAUGAUGACUCUAUCAACGAUUUCCUCAAUUCGGUGCUUACCAACAGUGACGAGCGUCCGCCCCCGUGCUCCAAUAUUCAGACUGAAUUUAAUUUGUUAGAGCUACACAGUGGCACCGUUUACUCCUCAUGGUGCAAGGAUAGCGCAACAAGCAGUGAUUCUGAUGUAGGAUUAGCUCAGGGAACUCCUGGUCUGGACGCUCCUGAUCGGUCGAGGGGCUUUGCUCGCGUCCCAAAUCCACCACCACCAUUACCACCCAGAUUGCCUCAUAUAAGCUCUCCUACGUACUCGACUAGUUCAGCUGCCGAGUCCUUGCAUGAUUCUUCUAAUGCCAUGGAAGAAUCAAGUGCCCAGAAUAGUGCAAUAAGCAAUGGAGAUAAUCUCGACGAGACCGGAAUUAUGAUCAGGGUUCGACCGUUGAUGGACUCAACCUUUGCUCUUGAGCAGCAAGGCACUGCAGCAAGAAGGCUCCGGCUUGAAACUGAUAUUAUAAACCGGCUUGAAACUGCUAUUAGAAAUGCAUCAUAUGUUGGCACUGAUAGCGAAACAAGCACUACAAAAGAUGACUUUGGAGAUGAUGCUUCAAUCAGCAGUAAUGAUGGCAUCGAAUGCAGAGCGUCUAAUUCUGAGGUUGAAGAGGAUGCGGAUGACAACAUUCCUGAAAGUAAUGAUGUUUUGGACCCCAAUGUUGUAGACAAGCUCAAGGAAUUAUCAGUUCAUGAUCAUAAAUCCCAACCUGGAUCUGCGCAUCAAGAUGCUCAAGGUAUGCUGAGAUUGAGGACAAAACAGAGCGAAAACAAUGAAGGCAUAAAGAAAAACGCACUUUGCGUCACAAGAAACCCAAGAAUUGGUUCAGUUAAUUAUAUGUUCUGGUCAGUUCUCCGGGCGAUUUUUCUGCUGCUCCGUUUUGUCAUCUUUCUGCUGCUCUGUCUUGUCAUCUUUCUGCUGUUCUGUUUUGUCAUUUUAGUGUGUAUGGAAUUUAGGUCGGCAGGUAUGUAAUAUUUUGCGUACGAAGGUUUUGUGCUGUAGUCUCUGUAAAUAGUUCGUGAACUUCCGCGACUUGCGGUUUCAAUUCGCUAAUCUUUUCUUAAACAGGACAAGUCUCUGGACUGAAAUUAAUAUCUUGCAAUAUCAUCCUUGGAACAAUUUGUUUACAUGAUGACAAUGCAAUAAAUUAAUCGAGUUUGGGGACUAAACUGUUUAAGUGAAAGAUUAGGGGGAGUAAAUUGCAAUUUUCUGGAAGUUUCAGUGAUUACUCCACUCUUCUGACCUAUUUAGAGGCUUUAGAUGUUUAUUGUUUGUUGUGUUAAGUUUACUUUUGUAUCUGAGCUUAGUCUCUAUACGAGUUUAUGUUGUAAUUUCCUGUAAUCUAUCUGUUUUGGAAUGUAACUGUUUGAUCAGCACCAAUUCCCUACUACGUGUAGUAAGUUUAAGACUCUCAUUUUGUGGCUUAAAA